AUGCCUUCUCGCUCCCUCACCAUGGCGAAUCCCCUCAUGCGCCGCUCUUACGCGGCCCUGAUGGCUCGCCCCUUGACCACUCUCCCCGGCCUCCGCUUUAUGAGCACCCACCGUCCGAGCCGUAUGCAGCAGUUCUCUUGGCCCACGAUUCAACGUCCCUCUCAGAACCUUCAGUACCGGGGCUUCGGCACCGGCGGCGUCUCCCGCGAUCUCCUUGCGAACCGCGAGGGUGCUGCCAACCGGAACCCGAACAGCGCCACGGCUCAAAACUCUUUCUACCAGCUCCUUCUCAAGGCUAACAUGCCGGCUAUUGUUAUUGAACGGUACCAAUCUGGACGGUUUGCGACCAACGAGGCGGCUGACGAGGCCUACCAAACCGCGCUGGCCAUGAUGAACGGCACGACUGGCGGGGCUAUCAGCGGCGACCCAUCUCUUAAUUCUGCCGGUCUUAACGCAAGCCGGCUCCAGGCGGUCGGCCAGGCUGUGGCAGCCCACCGUACCGGCGGCAACAUGGCUUUCUCUGCAGGUUCUAACGGCGGUAAGAACGGCCCUCUACACGUCAUAGUGGAUGAAACCUUCGGCACUGCUGCUCUUCGGUGGAUCAAGUUUCUUCUCUGGUUCGGUCUCUGCGCCUAUCUCAGCUUGGUGCUCGUGACUAUGGUUGUUGAGGGUAUGACUAGUCUGAAGCGUCCUAGCAAGGUUGACGGCAUCGACCCCAAGGCAGAAAGCCAAAAAGCCCGCUUCUCCGAUGUCCACGGCUGCGAUGAGGCCAAGGACGAACUCCAGGAACUGGUCGACUUUCUGCGGAACCCCGAGAAGUUCAGCAACCUCGGCGGCAAGCUGCCCAAAGGAGUUUUGCUCGUCGGCCCUCCGGGUACCGGUAAGACUCUGCUGGCUCGUGCCGUCGCUGGUGAGGCUGGCGUGCCCUUCUUCUACAUGUCUGGUAGCGAAUUCGACGAGAUCUACGUCGGCGUUGGCGCCAAGCGUGUUCGCGAACUCUUCAACACCGCCAAGGCCAAGUCUCCUUCGAUUGUCUUCAUCGACGAGUUGGAUGCCAUCGGUGGCCGACGCAAUUCGCGCGACGCAACUUAUGUUCGCCAAACUCUGAACCAACUUCUCACCGAGAUGGACGGCUUUGCUCAAAACAGUGGUGUGAUCAUCCUCGGCGCGACAAACUUUCCCGAAUCUCUGGACAAAGCACUCACUCGGCCCGGCCGCUUCGACCGCCACGUUGCCGUUGAUCUGCCCGAUGUCCGCGGCCGUAUCGCCAUCCUGAAGCACCACGCCAAGAAGAUCAAGAUGGGCCCCGAUGUCAAGAUGGAGGCCAUCGCCUCCCGCACUUCCGGUCUGUCUGGCGCCGAACUCGAGAACAUUGUCAACCAGGCAGCCGUGCACGCGAGCAAGGAGAAGGCCAAGGCGGUUAUGCAGUCUCAUUUCGAAUGGGCCAAGGACAAGGUCAUCAUGGGCGCCGAGAAGCGAAGCAUGGUCAUCACGCCCAAGGAGAAGGAAAUGACGGCGUACCACGAAGCCGGCCACGCCCUGGUCGCUUACUACUCCAAGGACACCGCAGGCGAGCUCUACUAUGUUACGGUCCUCCCGCGCGGUCUGAGCCUCGGCCACACCGCCUUUCUCCCGUUGAUGGACAAGUACUCUUUCUCUGUCCGAGAUUACCUGGGCAUGAUCGACCGCGCCAUGGGCGGUAAGGUUGCCGAGGAGAUCGUCUACGGCAACGAUUAUGUGACGAGCGGCGUUAGCGCAGAUCUCGAUUCGGCAACCCGCACGGCGUGGCAGAUGGUGGCCCAGCUCGGCAUGUCGGAGCGUCUCGGCCCCGUCGAGUACCUGCGCAAGUACGACCAACUCAGCUCGGCGACGCGCGCCAUGGUCGAGUCCGAGGUCAAGAAGGUGCUCGACGAGUCGUACGCCCGCGCCCGCACCCUGCUCGUCUCCCGCCGUAGGGAGCUCGACCUGCUCGCCCAGGCCCUCGUCGAGUACGAGACGCUGGACCGUAGCGAGGUCGAGAAGGUGCUGCGCGGCGAGAAGCUUGUCGACCGCAUCUCCAUCCCCCCCGGCCCCAUGGCCGUGCCCAAGCCCAAGAAGUCCAUAGAGCCCGGUCUGCCCAUGCCUCCGCUGCCUGGCGGCGGAGAUGGCGACGGUGCUGGACCUGGGGGUCCGCCGCCGCCGCCGCCGCCACCAGCCCCCGCGCGGCAAAUGCCGGGGCCUGGGAACGACGAGGAGUAG
Messenger RNA from Chaetomium globosum CBS 148.51, 2238 nucleotides. RefSeq lists its product as uncharacterized. The transcript is spliced from 3 exons. The record is from RefSeq and is a predicted model, not a curated record. Gene Ontology annotation, biological process: protein quality control for misfolded or incompletely synthesized proteins; mitochondrion organization. Gene Ontology annotation, cellular component: mitochondrial inner membrane. The coding region runs from base 1 to 2238 and encodes 745 amino acids. Lineage: Eukaryota; Fungi; Ascomycota; Sordariomycetes; Sordariales; Chaetomiaceae. Gene Ontology annotation, molecular function: ATP binding; metalloendopeptidase activity; ATP hydrolysis activity.